Messenger RNA from Gracilinanus agilis (Agile Gracile Mouse Opossum), 688 nucleotides. It is a transcript of the gene SNRPD3, whose product is annotated as small nuclear ribonucleoprotein D3 polypeptide. Gene Ontology annotation, molecular function: RNA binding. Gene Ontology annotation, cellular component: U12-type spliceosomal complex; U1 snRNP; U4 snRNP. NCBI's taxonomy places the organism in Eukaryota, Metazoa, Chordata, Mammalia, Didelphimorphia, Didelphidae. Gene Ontology annotation, biological process: RNA processing; spliceosomal snRNP assembly. The record is from RefSeq and is a predicted model, not a curated record. The transcript has 4 exons. The coding region runs from base 152 to 532 and encodes 126 amino acids.
AGCGUGCCCCGGAAGUGCCCACCCCGCUUCCGGGUCUGCUGCAUGCUGGGACCGCGAGGCCCGCCAUUCAGUUGCCGCCGCUCGUCGCACGUUCGUGUCGCCGGGGCCGGAACCGGAGCCGGGACCGGGUUUGCAGCUUCUUCCUCCCAGGAUGUCCAUCGGCGUCCCCAUCAAGGUCCUGCACGAGGCCGAGGGCCACAUCGUCACCUGCGAGACCAACACGGGCGAGGUGUACCGGGGCAAGCUCAUCGAGGCCGAGGACAACAUGAACUGCCAGAUGUCCAACAUCACCGUCACGUACCGGGACGGCCGGGUGGCCCAGCUGGAGCAGGUCUACAUCCGAGGGAGCAAGAUUCGCUUCCUGAUCUUGCCCGACAUGCUGAAGAACGCGCCGAUGCUGAAGAGCAUGAAGAACAAGAACCAGGGCUCGGGGGCCGGCCGGGGGAAGGCAGCCAUCCUGAAGGCCCAGGUGGCUGCCAGAGGACGAGGGCGCGGCAUGGGCCGGGGCAACAUUUUCCAGAAGCGAAGAUAAUCUGGGCGGCGGCGGCGGCGGAGGAGACCCGGAGACCCGCGUCCUUGGUGCCGUGUGCCCGGAGGGGCCCUGCUCGGCCUCCUGGGCCGGCGGCUCGCGCUCUCAGACGGGGGAGGGGCAGGAGGCGCACCAGCCAAAUAAAGGUGUUUUGGAAUA